Laccaria bicolor S238N-H82 is the source of this 1671-nucleotide messenger RNA. RefSeq lists its product as uncharacterized. The record is from RefSeq and is a predicted model, not a curated record. Bases 1 to 1671 code for a protein of 556 amino acids. The transcript has 8 exons. NCBI's taxonomy places the organism in Eukaryota, Fungi, Basidiomycota, Agaricomycetes, Agaricales, Hydnangiaceae.
AUGCCAAUUCACUGGUCCCCCACCGACGAGCUGCUACAGAGGGGCCAACUGUCGGAAGAUUUAUUUUCGUUGCCCACCGUGCCAAACGAGCCACUCCACCGCGUCCCCACAAAGCAAGACGCGUCCGCACCGAAUGAUCCACUUCGCCGCGUUCCCACAGAGCCAGUCAUCCACGUACCGAAUGGACCAUUUCGCCACGCCCCCACAAACCCAGUUGUCCACGCAUCGCGUGAACCACUCCACCGCGUCCCCACAGAGCCAGUUAUCUACAUGUCCUCUGCGGGCACAUCCCAGUCCCAAGCGAACGUUCUCCAGCACGCAGACUCCGUACAAUCCGUCGCCAACUACCUCCUAUCUCUUGAGAAUUCAUUCAGUUCUGUGACGGCCGCCUCUGACAAGCCCAAAGUCAAUCGCACCCUAUCUUUCAUAGCGGAGACUGAUGAAGGCUUUUUGACCUACUCUGAUGGUUCGAGUAGCUCUGAUGAUUCAUACCCCAACUCUCAAGGAACUUUCAGCGACUGCGACGAUGAAUUAAUGGACGAUCUUGAAUACUUCGCCGAGGAAUUAGACGCCACCAAGGCAGACGACGCUCUAGAUAUCCCUCUGAUGAUAUAUCUGAGGGGCUGUGGUUUGCCAUAUUUUAUGAGCGAAAACCAGGAAAGCCUCGAAGAGCUUAAGCACUUGCGUUAUGCUAUACCUUGGCCUGCGUGCUCUAGCCUUCGACGUCAGCCUGGGACCCGACACUUACAGCAGGUCAAACCCAACUGGCGAUGGCCCGAAAUUUCGAAUGUGGUUCGAAACUAUCUUCGCCAAUUUAACGACGUCAAGAUCCAGAACGAAAAUAACGUACUGAUAGAAAAUGCGUCGCAUCUCGCUCUGCCCCACCUGGAUUUCGUAACAUACGGGAACGAGGACUAUAAACUGCUUAUUAAUGUGGCGGACAACAACCAGCUCCUUCAUGUUAUGAAGCACUACAUCUUGAGCACUGUCAGCGAGGCGAUCCGGCUUCUGCAAAAUUUACCUCGAGGCGUCCCGCUUGUUGAAACGCUGAAGUUCAUAGAUCCAUCUGACGUCCUCGAUGUGUAUCCUAUCACCAUAAUUUUCCUGGCUCCGUGGGAUUUCGGCAUUGAGGAUUUUAAUGACCUUACCGCGGAACAGACUUUCCCGUAUGGGUCCCUCGACACUUUGGAUAGGAAAGAUAAAUUAACCUCUCAUACGCUCUGGGCACUCAUCCAUGACAUUCUUCAAGGCAAGGGGCAUAGUUUCGUCGUGACCAAUUACCUUCGAUGGUCGUUUGGAACACUCACGCCAGAUUGUUCCAGCGCCAAGAUGUCAGCGAUUUUCGAGGCAGAAAUCAUAAAUUUUGAAGGGCAAAGCUUCAAUGUUCCUUAUAACCUUCUGACGAUCCAUUUAUGUAUUGUACCCUUGUACCCCCUUGUCAAACGUAUGCCCUUGUGUACUACUCUGUGUGCCAACUGCGCUUAUGCCGUUGAUCAUACACUUCGUGAUCUUGGCGCUUCGACUGUUGUUUGUGCCUGUCAGGUCGAGCCUUCCGAGAAAUUGCCGUCAUAUAGUCUUCGGGUGCACAUCGCACCUGGACCCUCAGUUCUCCAAGUGGUCGCGUGCUUGACGUCCUCAAUCGAAUCGGAAUUUUUGUUCUUUGGAACGUGA